Messenger RNA from Pistacia vera, 1122 nucleotides. RefSeq names its product GDSL esterase/lipase At5g41890-like. The transcript has 5 exons. NCBI's taxonomy places the organism in Eukaryota, Viridiplantae, Streptophyta, Magnoliopsida, Sapindales, Anacardiaceae. The record is from RefSeq and is a predicted model, not a curated record. Gene Ontology annotation, molecular function: hydrolase activity, acting on ester bonds. The coding region runs from base 1 to 1122 and encodes 373 amino acids.
AUGGAGACCUCGAAGAUUUUGAAGUGUUUGUUUUCAGUAGUUCUUUUGAUUUCAUCCUUUCAUGUGUCACCAUGUGUUUCUUUUACUUCAUUUGUGUUUGGCGACUCGUUGGUUGAUGCGGGAAACAAUGACUAUCUCUUCACUCUCUCAAAGGCUGAUUCACCUCCUUAUGGCAUCGAUUUCAAGCCGUCUGGAGGUCGACCCACUGGAAGAUUCACCAAUGGACGAACAAUAUCAGACAUUAUAGGUCAAUCUCUUGGAGCCAAAUCGUUUCCACCACCUUAUCUAGCCCCAAACACUCGGGCUGCUGAUGCCAUUCUCAGGGGAAUAAAUUAUGCUUCUGGAGCUUCAGGAAUUUUGGAUAAAACUGGAUUUUUAUUCAUAGGAAGAGUUCCAUUACGAGAACAAGUAAAUUAUUUCGAGCAAAGCAGAAAUUAUAUGGUGAAUGUUAUGGGCGAAAAUCGUACCAAGGAGUUCCUUAAGAAGGCGAUAUUUUCUCUUACAAUUGGGUCCAACGAUAUACUCAACUACAUCCAACCAUCAAUAACAUUUUUUUUCGGUGAAAAGACUUCUAAAACGACGUUACAGGAUUUCAUGGUUUCAAACUUGACAAUUCAUCUUCAGAGACUCCACGAAUUAGGUGCUAGAAAAUUUGUUGUUGUGGGGGUUGGACCUCUGGGUUGCAUUCCAUUUGUUCGUGCACUCAAGCUACUUCCAAGUGAACAAUGCUGGACUAAAGUGAAUGAAUUAGUCCAAGGAUACAAUAAUAAACUAAAAGAGGAGCUCACUCGGUUAAAUCAAGAGAUGGGACCUGAAGCUAUCUUUGUAUAUGCAAACUCUUAUGAUGUUUUCAGCAGUAUCAUAAUUAAUUAUAGACAAUAUGGAUUUGAGAAUGCUGAUCAACCAUGUUGCGGUGGAUACUUUCCUCCAUUUGUUUGCUUUAAACGGAAUGAUCAAAACGACACUUCUGUUUUGUGUGAUGACCGAUCAAAGUAUGUGUUUUGGGAUGCAUAUCAUCCCACAGAAGCUGCAAAUAUCAUUAUUGCAGGAAAGUUACUCGAUGGUGAUGAAAGCAUUAGCUUUCCGAUCAACAUUCGUGAGCUUUACAAUUAUAAUUUAUAG